Messenger RNA from Dothidotthia symphoricarpi CBS 119687, 1251 nucleotides. Its product is annotated as NAD-dependent epimerase/dehydratase. Lineage: Eukaryota; Fungi; Ascomycota; Dothideomycetes; Pleosporales; Dothidotthiaceae. The coding region runs from base 1 to 1251 and encodes 416 amino acids. The record is from RefSeq and is a predicted model, not a curated record. The transcript has 2 exons.
AUGGUUCAACUCAAGAGUAAAGUCGCCCUUGUGACAGGUGCCAACGGUCUCAGUGGCAAUGCCAUCAUCGAGCAUCUCAUCCGCACACCAAAAGAAGAAUUUUCCAAGAUUAUAACUACUUCCCGCUCCCCUCUGGGUUUCUCCUGGCAAGACUGGCGUGUCGAGUUUGUCGCCAUCGACUUCCUCGACCCCGUUGAAAAGAUCAAAGCUAUCAUGAAAGAGCACGGUUGUGAAGACGUAACCCAUGCCUACUUCACGAGUUAUGUGCACAAGGACGACUUCUCCGACCUCAAAGACACCAACAUUCCCUUGUUCAAGAACUUUGUCGACUCCAUUAACGAAGUUGCUGGCAAGAACCUCCAGCGUAUGAGUCUCCAAACCGGCGGAAAAUACUACGGCAUCCACAAAAUCAAUCCACCCAUCUGCCCCUGCCCGGAAGACCUACCCCGCGUUCAGGACGAACAUCAGUUCUACUACGAGCAGGAGGACUACAUCCAGACGCAAGCCGCCCAGAAUGGCUGGAGCUGGACCAUCAUUCGGCCCGACGGGAUUAUCGGGUAUGCGCCGGGCAAAAGCGGCAUGUCAAUCGCCUUGUCAGUCGCCCUCUACCUCAUCACCUGCAAGCAAACGGGCGAGAAGGCCAAGUUUGGCGGCAACAAGUUCUUCUGGAAUUGUCCCGAGAACCAGUCGUAUGCACCCAGCAUUGCUGACCUUACCGUCUGGGCAAUGACGCAAGAGCACACCAAGAACGAGGCUUUCAACCAUGGAAACGGCGACGUGGUCCUCUGGAAGACACUACUGCACCGCCUCGGCGUGCUCUACGGCGUCGAAAUCGACUCGGAGGUCUCGGCCAGCGGCUCGGAAGUCAAGGAGGCUUCGUACUCGGCGUCGAACUCGUUCAGCUUUGCCGGGUGGGCGGCCGACAAGCGCCCUGUGUGGGAGACUCUUACCGAGAAGUAUGGCGGCAAGAAGGAGGCGUUUGACUGGGCUACGUGGUGGUUCCUCGACUGGGCUGUGGGCAAGGCGUGGCCGACGAUGGUCAGCACCAACAAGGCGAGGGCGUAUGGGUGGACAAGGUUCGAUGAUUCGAUCAAGGCGUUUAUGGAGACGAUCAGGGCGUAUGAGAACGGUGGCGUGUUGCCGAGCGUCAGGGAUCUGAGGAAGGGGGAGAAAGGAAACGUGAGGGGAGGACUACCCGAGGUGUAUGAGCAAGGGUGGGAUGGUACGUAUACAGGUCCCAAGGGGCAGUAG